CAGGCUUCGGAUGAAUUCGUUCGUACCAUUGAUGCCAAAGUCCGUGCUGAAGGCGUCGAGGGUUUUCACCGAGGCACAGAUGGAGCAUUGGAAUUUCGGGGCAAGAUUGUGGUGCCAAAAGUCGAGGCGUUAAGGAAGGAGAUCUUGACGGAGGCUCAUACUGCACCAUAUCUAGCCCAUCCAGGAAGUACAAAGAUGUAUCAUGACUUGAAAAGGUCAUUUUGGUGGAGAGGUUUGAAGAAAGACGUAGCCGACUUUGUAAGAAAAUGUUUAACCUGUCAGCAAGUCAAAGCUGAGCACAAGAGUCCCAUAGGCCUUCUGCGACCACUAUCGAUUCCGAGGUGGAAGUGGGAGGAUGUCAUGAUGGAUUUCGUCACGGGGUUACCGAGGUCGUCUGAACAUCACGACGCUAUUUGGGUCGUAAUGACGAACAGUAAAACAACAGCGGAAACUGUAGUGGUGAAUUUGGAUAGCAGUACCGUGAUCAUGAAAACAAGUUUACUGAAAAAUAUAUCGGCACUGCUUUGCCAAAUUCAAACU
Molecule: messenger RNA, 540 nt
Organism: Striga hermonthica
Lineage: Eukaryota; Viridiplantae; Streptophyta; Magnoliopsida; Lamiales; Orobanchaceae
Source: the annotation of a GenBank genome assembly